CAAAGCUUCCUUUAUGAUCUAAUUAGGCUGGCUGGAAAUGCAAAAAAGCACCAAUCAAAUUGCCACCUGGGGGUUCACGGGAGCGGAAGAGCUCAACGAUGGGCCGUGCACGCUUCAGUGCCUGAAAUCUGCACGUGAGGAAAAGUGUCUCUGUUUGAGGAGCGUAAUGCCACUUCAGCACAGACUUCAGUGCAGUCACUCUCACUUCCAAAUCCAUCUCAAAGCGCAUCUUAACCCGAGUGCUUCCACACAUACUAUUUAUUUGGAGUGUCUGCACAUCCAGCUGAUUAAGCAUGGAGCACACCUAUUUGCCUAAAACACUUUGGGCAAAUGACAACAAAUUUCUCCAUCAUCAUGUCGCAGAUCUAUUAACAAGUGUACAUGUUACACGGGAUCUCCCCGAGGGAGUUACGUUUGGACCCUGCAUUCUCCAAAACACUUUUUAUGACACCAUAGCAUUCAUUGCUCUGAAGUGUUCCGACAAAGUAAACAAGUCCUAUGUUUUUAGGGUGGACGCUGAAGCAAUACAAAGUUCUCCAAAUGUUUUAUCUUGGCUAAGACUGGUGCAAGCAGCAACCAACAACAAAGAACAAAAUCUAGAAGCGUUCUUGAAAAGUGGCCAGUUAUAUUUUCGGUCUAUACGGAGUAUAAGCAAAGACGAAGAACUGCUGGUGUGGUAUGAUCAGGAACUUUCUCAUCUCUUGGGAUUCAAUGACAUAAAAGGCCAGACACCUGCUCAAGGUUUUAGGUGCAUGAUAUGUGACCAGCCAUUCAAGAAUGAAUAUCCAUAUUUGGCACACACUCGCUUCCUCUGUGUUCAAGGAAAUCAUUUUUUACACAGCAGGGACUUACAGGUCUGUAAAGCAAUGGAAAUAAAGCUCAAAAAGCACGACACCACCGAUUUUCAUAAUAUUGCCCGGGAUCUGGAACAUAACAAAUCCAAUACAAAUGAGGACACUUCCAAUUUAUCUGGUAAGAAAAGGAAACACGAUGAUCUGGAAAGCACAAAAUCACACAAAAAGAGCGUUUUACUGGAGAAAAGAAACAUUUCUAAUCACCAUAACAUCGCUUUUAUGAACAGGGGCAGUCACGAUGUUGUACCAGAACUGGGGGCUUCAGUUUUGAAACUCAGUGCUGACAAAUGUCUGUUUCAGAAGGGUGUUGUAGAAGAUAAGCAGAGUGCUUUUACCGAGGUUAGGAGGGUAAAGGAAAAAAUGAAACAUGAAAAGACACACGAGCCAGUUGAGGAAAGAGGUCCUAAUCAAACUGGACAGGGUCAUUUACUAACGGGCUCCGUUUUACAUUCAAGUGGAAGUGCCUUUUCCUUUGUAUUGCCUAAGGGUGCCAGAGAAGAACAAAAAAGUGCUUUCUGCAAACCAAAUAAUAGACGGGUAAAUGACUCUUCUGUGCACCCAUCCCACACCUUAAACGGUUCCACAGAACGCCUUGGGGAAUUGUCCGAUUCCAUUACUCGGGAUAAUAUUUUGGGUUAUGGCGGUCCCUUGGGAACCAAAUUAUUAACAAGGGAUUUGGCGAACUCACAGUCAUUGCAGUCCUCCAGAAACAAGUCCUUUAUGUAUCCUUCAGAACGCUGGACCCGGCAGUUGCAAACCACUUCUUCCCUUACACUGCUUCCAUCUUCCUUUACUUCUUAUGGGGUUGCAGAACAGAACUGGUGUGCUAAAUGCAAUCUGUCUUUUCGGAUGACGUCUGAUUUGGUUUUUCACAUGAGAUCACAUCAUAAAAAGGAAUUUGCGGCUGAAGCACAGAUCAAGAGGAGAAGGGAAGAAAAACUCACAUGCCCGAUAUGUCAUGAGUUUUUCAGGGAACGUCACCACUUAUCAAGACACAUGACAUCUCACAAUUAAUUUAACAUGACUGGAUUUCUGAAAGCAAACCUAACUGAUUUCAGACACACUAUUGCGAACUUGCUAAAAAUGAAAUAAGAAGUAAUGUUAAAUACAUUUUGGAUGUGGUUACACCAAUAGGAUGCAAAGACACAGGAAACCCGCAACUGCUUAUUACUGCAUUCUAACUGCUCAUAAAAUAACUGCUUCAGGAAUUUCAAUUGUUUGGAAACACAGUAGGACACAAUGUAAAGGCGCUGAAAAGCAAACAGAGUAUACAUUUAUUAAAUUGUUUAUUCUACACAGUCUGGGAUUCACAUGUUCAGUGGAUUCUACAGAUCCUCAUAGCUUUUAUAAAAUUACAUUUUUAUAAAUUAUGUUCACCUCAAAUCAUUUAUCACCCGUUAUUAGCCUAUUUAAAAAGUUCCCAAAAGAUUUGUAUUUGGUAAUUUGGCUUGACAUAUAAUUAGGGCUUCUGGUUUUCAGGUUUUAUUAAUUGUGUUUUUGGUGCUUAUUUUUAGCUAUUUUCGAGUUUUAUGUAAAUUUGUUUUUUUCGGGGCUUUCGUUUUUGAUAUACCAUAUGAAAUUAGUGUUUUUGGUUACUUUCCAAUGCUUGAGCUUUUUUUUUUUUCUGUCAAAAUAUAUAUAGUAACUCGACAGUGCUUGCACACUUAAGUUGUACCUUCUUUCCUUUGUGUGUAGGUAUUUUUGUACAUUUCGCCACAAUUCUGUUUUAAAUCCUCCAUAUCUUAACUGUAAUACAGCUUGAAAUCCUGCUAACAAGCCUCCAUCCUAAUUGUAAUCUCGUUUUAAAUCUCACAAGCAGAGUCUCCAAUAGAAAUGUAGGAAUGUGCUGUCAUUCAGUAGUUGGGGCGGGUUUAAAGUAUUGUGAACGAAUCACUGAUAGAUGCAAGUCAGGAAGCCGGGACGUUGCACAGCAGCACUGAGAAAUGUAUUUAUUAUUAUUUUUGUAGUAGGUUUUAUUUUUUAAUGGGGAAAAGGGUAAAGUCAAUGUGAAUAGAUUAACCAUUUCCAGUUUUUCAGGUGUUUUCUGGUGUUUAUUGGCUGUCCACCGAUUUCAUUUUUUUUGUAUCGGGGGUGUUUUAUCGGUUAAAACCGAAAAUCAGAAGCUCUACAUGUAAUUCACAAUUUUAAAUAUCUAUGAAUUAGAGUUAUUCUAAAAGAAUAUAUGUAUAAAUGGUAGAUAUUAGUUUAAAAUGCAGUCCUGUUUAAAAAUAGAUGGAAAAGAUCCAUAAUUAAUUUGAACAUCUAAAUAUUUUCAAAUUCAUUUAGUUUUCUAUAGCAAUGCAGAUACCCUAUCCUACUGGACGCUGAACAGUUUACAGGUUUAUUAAUGUGACAUAGAGGUUUUAUAAUCAUGUAUGUAAAAACAAUCUUGUGAACUACUCAUUGCAAACAAUAAAAUUGUGUAUUUGAUAGUUGGAAAAUGGCUGAAAUUAUUCUCGUCUUUGGUGACAGUUUCAGUGUAAGGUAAUCUAUAGACAUCUUGUAUUAUAUUACAUGAUGGAUGGAGAUAAAACUACCUAACUAACUUUUAGAAAAUGCAUUCAUACAAUCAAAGCCCAGUUUUAAUAUCACA
Molecule: messenger RNA, 3447 nt
Organism: Acipenser ruthenus (sterlet)
Lineage: Eukaryota; Metazoa; Chordata; Actinopteri; Acipenseriformes; Acipenseridae
Product: PR domain zinc finger protein 8-like
Exons: 4
Coding region: 294-1868 (524 amino acids)
Biological process (GO): regulation of DNA-templated transcription
Cellular component (GO): nucleus
Molecular function (GO): protein binding
Source: RefSeq, a predicted model, not a curated record